This is a messenger RNA of Echinococcus granulosus, 333 nucleotides long. RefSeq lists its product as hypothetical. The transcript has a single exon. The coding region runs from base 1 to 333 and encodes 110 amino acids. The record is from RefSeq and is a predicted model, not a curated record. NCBI's taxonomy places the organism in Eukaryota, Metazoa, Platyhelminthes, Cestoda, Cyclophyllidea, Taeniidae.
AUGUGUAUUGAACGUGACCGUAAAACAAGUAUCAAGGACGAAGAAGAGUUGCAGAAGAAAGACAAUGACAUUAAAAUCAGUGAAUGCAAGUGGAAUAUCGAAAAGGUCCGUUAUAGUGGUGAAUACACACCACGACCGUUGGGAUAUCACUUGCACUAUUUGGCAUCACCACUUAGCACCUUUCUACAGCUCCUCUCUUCCACACUCUUCCACGCAAGGUCUGAAAUGAUGAAGAGAGGUAGGAAUGUCUUGUUUAUGAUAAGCAGCAAUGGCGUCAGCGAUAUUUAUGAAGUCACUAUGGAUUUAAUCACAGAGAAGAGCAAAAGACUUUAG